This is a messenger RNA of Pteropus alecto (black flying fox), 1181 nucleotides long. It is a transcript of the gene MRPL32, whose product is annotated as mitochondrial ribosomal protein L32. The transcript is spliced from 3 exons. The record is from RefSeq and is a predicted model, not a curated record. The coding region runs from base 35 to 604 and encodes 189 amino acids. Gene Ontology annotation, cellular component: mitochondrial large ribosomal subunit. Gene Ontology annotation, biological process: translation. Gene Ontology annotation, molecular function: structural constituent of ribosome. NCBI's taxonomy places the organism in Eukaryota, Metazoa, Chordata, Mammalia, Chiroptera, Pteropodidae.
GCAGCCGAGCAGGAGCAGUCUUAGGGUGAAGAAUAUGGCGGCGGUCAAGCUGGUGGUGGGGGUGGUUCAGCUGUGGCCGACAGUCCAGAGGCUCCUCCGGAACGGUUGGGAGCUACUGCAGCAGAAACUUCAGCAGAGUGGGCCAGGCUCCUUCAGUCUUCCGUGGGGACCAGCAUUAACAGUCCAAGGGCCAGCUAUAUUUACAGAACCAGCAAAUGAUUCUAAUGGAAGUAAGGAGACGUCCAGCCUUUUGGAUAGUAUCUUUUGGAUGGCAGCUCCCAAAAACAGACGCAGCAUUGAAGUUAACCGGUGUAGGAGAAGAAAUCCUCAGAAGCUUAUUAAAGUUAAGACCAACAUAGACGUUUGUCCUGAAUGUGGUCACCUGAAACAGAAACAUGUCCUUUGUGCCUAUUGCUAUGAGAAGGUGUGUAAGGAGACUGCAGAAAUCAGAAGACAGAUAGGGAAACAAGAAGGGGGCCCUUUUAAGGCUCCUACUGUAGAGACCAUGGUGCUGUACACAGGAGAGACACCAUCUGAACAAGAUCAAGGCAAGAGGAUCAUUGAACGAGACCGGAAGCGACCCUCCUGGUUCACCCAGAAUUGACACCAGAGGUGUUUAAGUAGGAUAACUUAACAUAAAACAUUUCUCCUGAAGAAAAGGAAGAUUCUUUGUUUUUAAUGUUUUGUGCUUGUUUUAAAAUCAAUAUAGCUCGAAACAUUCUUUCUGAGCAAUUUUAGUGUGGAUAAUUUAAAGAAUAUGUCAGGAGUAAAGUCUGAAAAUGUUUGUUUAUGCAGAGGCUCAGUGGAUUUAUAUGUCUGUUUUUAUUAUAAGGUUUUAAGUAAAUGUUAGGUUUUCAAGACAGAACAAUAAAACAAAUAAUUUUAAAUUCAUAUCAAGAGUUACGUGUUUGGCUGUGGUUUUGUUUGCCACUGUUUUUUCUUACAUAAGACUACUUACAGAAAUACAUUUGUUUAAGUAAUACCUAGAAAUAGGUUAUUAUUUGAAUUCUGGGUAAUGUUUUUAAGUUGGUGGUUGUUGUAGUAAGAAAAGGUUCUGUCUUUUCUUUCGUUGUUUUAGCAAACUAAAAUUACCUUUGGUGAAAUUUAUGUGGGACAUAUGUUAAUUUACUUGGUUGGACAAAUAAUUCUUGACAUUUUACAUUAAAUCAAAAUGACAUUCA